CCCAGCCAGCCCGUCUAACACUAAUGGCAGGUCAAUGGAGUCUUCUUCAUGCUGCUAGCAGCUGGACAGCUGGGUGUCUUACAUCAGCCCACUGAGCCCCGGUGAAGGCAACUGACGGACUGAGAGUGAGCGAGCGAGAGAGAGAAGGACUCGGACUGUAACAUCCAGCCGUGUCACUGGAAUAAUCUAAAACCAUCUCUGAACAAAUGGUCUGAAAGGAGAAGACAUCUUAGAAAUUGGAAGCCUGUCUCUGUGCAUGCGUUUGGGGAUGAAGCACCUGUGGGACGUUCACUUCCUCCUGCUCAUCCUCCUCUACCUGUUAGGAGCCGUCACAUCACAGGUCAACCCAGGUGUGUGUCGGUAUCCUCUGGGCAUGUCAGGAGGGAAGAUACAGGACGAGGACAUCUCUGCUUCCAGCCAGUGGUCUGAAUCCACCGCUGCUAGAUAUGGGAGGUUGGACUUUGAGGAGGGCGACGGCGCGUGGUGUCCAGAGACAACAGUGGAGCCAGACAACCUGAAGGAGUUUCUCCAGAUUGACCUGCGCUCGCUCCACUUCAUCACCCUCGUGGGCACCCAGGGGCGUCACGCGGGAGGCAUCGGUAAUGAGUUCUCCCAGAUGUACAAGAUUAAGUACAGCCGCGAUGGAAGCCGCUGGAUCUCGUGGAGAAACAGGCAGGGCAAGCAGGUGAUUGAAGGAAACAGGAACGCCUACGACAUCGUACUGAAGGACCUGGAGCCGCCCGUCGUCGCUCGCUUCGUCCGCUUCAUGCCCGUCACAGACCACUCCAUGAACGUCUGCAUGAGAGUGGAGCUCUACGGCUGUGAAUGGCUGGAUGGACUUGUGUCGUACAACGCUCCAGCAGGAGAACAGAUGAACAUGCCUGCUCACCCUGCUUAUCUCAACGACUCGGUCUAUGACGGAGCUGUCAUCCACAGUAUGACCGAGGGUUUGGGCCAGCUGACUGACGGAGUGUGUGGCCUGGAUGAUUUUACACACAGUCACGUCUACAAUGUGUGGCCCGGGUACGACUUCGUGGGCUGGACUAAUGAGAGCUUCCCCAGUGGAUAUGUCGAAAUCAUGUUUGAGUUUGACCGCAUACGCAACUUCACCACCAUGAAGGUCCACUGCAACAACAUGUACUCACUGCACGUCAAGGCCUUCCGCCAGGUGGUGUGUUACUUCCGCUCUGAGGCCGACUGGGAGGCCACGCCGCUCUCCUUCAGCCCCGUGGAGGACGAGAAGAAUCCCAGCGCCCGCUUUGUCACUGUCAACCUGGCCAAUCACAUGGCCAGCGCCAUCAAGUGCCAGUUCUACUUCGCUGACGCCUGGAUGUUGUUCAGCGAGAUCACCUUCCAGUCAGAUACAGCCAUGUACAACACAACGCUGGCUCCGCCCAAGACCGGACUGCCACCCAACAUACAACCAGAGGAUGACCCCACCCACAAAGUAGAUGACAGCAACACCCGGAUUCUGAUUGGUUGUUUAGUGGCCAUCAUCUUCAUCCUCGUGGUCAUCAUCGUCAUCAUCUUGUGGAGGCAGGUGUGGCAGAAGAUGUUGGAGAAGGCCUCUCGCCGGAUGCUGGACGAUGAACUAACUGCUAGUUUGUCAAUACAGAGUGAGACGUUCGCUUACAACCACAACCAGUCGAGCACAACCAGCGAGCAGGAGUCUAGUUCCACCUAUGAGCGCAUCUUCCCCCUCGGUCCAGACUACCAGGAGCCGUCACGCAUCAUAUGUAAGCUGCCGGAGUUCGCUCAGAGCUCUGAGGAGCCCGCGUCUACCAGCACAGCAGCUUCUAAAUCCACCACAACUGCUACAGUCCAAGAUGGCGCCCCUCACUACGCAGAGGCAGACGUCGUAAACCUGCAAGGCGUGACCGGAAGCAACACGUACGCCAUCCCUGCACUAACCAUGGACCUGCUGUCAGGGAAGGACGUCGCAGUGGAGGAGUUCCCACGAAAGAUGCUCACAUUCAAAGAGAAGCUGGGAGAAGGACAGUUCGGAGAGGUGCACCUGUGUGAAGCAGAGGGAAUGCAGGAGUUCAUGAAUAAAGAGUUUUUAUUUGACAUCCCCGAGGACCAGCCAGUUUUAGUGGCGGUGAAGAUGCUCCGUUCAGACGCCAACAAAAAUGCAAGGAAUGACUUCCUGAAAGAGAUAAAGAUCAUGUCACGUUUGAAGGACCCCAACAUCAUUCGCCUGCUCGCUGUGUGCAUCUACAGCGACCCUCUCUGUAUGAUCACAGAGUACAUGGAGAACGGAGAUCUCAACCAGUUUCUGUCCCGCCACGAACCCGAGGGACAACUCGCUCUGCUCAGCAACGCACCUACUGUCAGCUUCAACAAUCUGUGCUACAUGGCAGCUCAGAUAGCGUCGGGGAUGAAGUACCUCUCCUCUCUAAACUUUGUCCAUCGAGACUUGGCCACACGGAAUUGCCUGGUGGGCAAAAACUACACAAUAAAGAUAGCUGACUUCGGCAUGAGCAGAAACCUGUACAGCGGUGACUACUACCGCAUCCAGGGCAGAGCGGUGCUGCCGAUACGCUGGAUGUCGUGGGAGAGCAUCCUGCUGGGUAAGUUCACCACAGCCAGCGAUGUGUGGGCCUUUGGGGUGACGCUGUGGGAGAUACUAAACUUCUGCAAGGAACAACCCUACUCUCAGCUCACUGAUGAGCAGGUGAUAGAAAACACAGGGGAGUUUUUCAGGGACCAGAAAAGACAGAUCUACCUGCCUCAGCCUGUGCUGUGUCCAGACUCGCUCUACAAGAUCAUGCUGAGCUGCUGGAGGAGGAACACAAAGGAACGGCCCUCCUUCCAGGAAAUACACCGAGCCCUCCUGGAAAUGCAGCCUUAAAAAGCAGGGGGCAAUGUUUAAGACAGUGAUUCCCAGACUGCUCAUCUCUGGAGGAAAUAGUGCACGACAAGAGUAGACCAUGAUUCAGACACAAUCCAGGUUGUUUCAGUAGAGAAACAAGGCCUGUGGGAAACACUGCUUCAUGGACUUAAACUCUGCAAAAGAUGGACUACCAGAGACUUUUGGUGCGUGUCAGUUUGAGUUUAAUUGGCUCAAUCGAGAUGUUUUAUAGACGUACAGGUAUUCUUAGAAAAAUCUCUUUUGUUUUAUA
Sebastes umbrosus (honeycomb rockfish) is the source of this 3122-nucleotide messenger RNA. It is a transcript of the gene ddr2a, whose product is annotated as discoidin domain receptor tyrosine kinase 2a. Gene Ontology annotation, molecular function: collagen binding; protein tyrosine kinase collagen receptor activity; ATP binding. Lineage: Eukaryota; Metazoa; Chordata; Actinopteri; Perciformes; Sebastidae. Gene Ontology annotation, biological process: protein phosphorylation; multicellular organism development; cell surface receptor protein tyrosine kinase signaling pathway. Gene Ontology annotation, cellular component: membrane; signaling receptor complex. The transcript has 18 exons. Bases 257 to 2851 code for a protein of 864 amino acids. The record is from RefSeq and is a predicted model, not a curated record.